UGUCACUUCCUUAAUUAAAAAUGGCUUAGGUUAAAAGGAAUAUUUAUUUAUUUAUUUACAAAACGUGUCGGACACAAAUGACAGCAGUCCUAUAGGUCACCGUUGUAUAAAAUGUUGUUUGAAGAUGGCAGUGACCCAACCCUUACCCGCGGCUUUCUUGGCGAUCUAUUUGUUAUGUCUCUAUGUAAAAGUGGCCCAUAUUUCAGGAAUGGGGCGAAAUUUGGGACGAAGAGGACUAUAUAAAGAAGCACCGUCGAUAGAUUUAUCGUCGACAAACUCCUAUUCGCCAACAAUGUUGUUGCUGAUAUUAGUUCUGUUCGCUUUAACCGCUUAUUCGAGAGGAGUUCCAACUCCUUACGGUUAUGUACCAACUGUCAAGGUGGCACCAGCAGUGAAAGUAGCUUAUCCAGCAGCGAAAGUAGCUUAUCCAGCAGCUUACGUGGAAAAACCUCAACCCUAUAAUUUUGGAUAUGAUAUUAAAGAUGAACAAGGUAACAAGCAGUGGAGAAACGAAGCCGGAGACGAAUAUGGUACUAAGAAGGGUUCAUAUGGUUACAUAGAUGCUUUCGGUAUCCAACGACACGUCGAAUAUUUAGCAGGUCCUGAAGGGUUUAAGGCAUGGAUCAAAACAAACGAACCGGGAACACAAAGUUCUAAUCCCGCAGAUGUGCAAAUAAUUUCGGAACCAGCACCCAUCAAGCAGAUAGCUGUCGUACCUAAAGUGUACAAACCUGUCCUUAAAGUGCCUUAUAAGCCAGUAAGUUAUGCAUAUGCUGCUCCACCUUACGUGCCUCCUAAAGUUAUUUAUAAAACAUCACCUUUAGCCGUCAAACCAAUUUAUCCUGCUGCUGUACCUGUUUUAAAAAGUUAUUACUGNUACGACUUCAUUAAAAUUUGA
Molecule: messenger RNA, 898 nt
Organism: Centruroides sculpturatus (bark scorpion)
Lineage: Eukaryota; Metazoa; Arthropoda; Arachnida; Scorpiones; Buthidae
Exons: 3
Coding region: 125-898 (257 amino acids)
Cellular component (GO): chitin-based extracellular matrix
Molecular function (GO): structural constituent of chitin-based larval cuticle
Source: RefSeq, a predicted model, not a curated record